AUGGUGCUGUUGUUCUGGGUUGCUACCCUCCACCCACCACCAUGCCAUGUUUUGAGCCACCCCGUUGCGCAGCGCGCACUAAUGGCUGCUGCUCUCCUUCAUUCAGCCAUGCUUUCUGGCGCCUCACUGCAUGCCUCCAUUCCUCCCCCAUCCCCCUCCCCCCAUCAUUCCCCCCCACCACACCAGGCGCCGGACAGGAUGCACAAUGCGCACAAGGGGUUGGUGCUGUUCUUCGUGGGGGCGGGGCUGAACCCCGUCAACCAGGUGCACAUCCCGGGGAGCGACGAGAUCUUCAUCCGCCUCGCUGCUCCGUACGUGCCCUCCACUGCCCUCCACUGCCCUCCACUGCCCGCCCACUGCCCGCCCACUGCCCUCCACUGCCCGCCCACUGCCCUCCCACUGCCCGCCCACUGCCCUCCACUGCCCGCCCACUGCCCUCCCACUGCCCGCCCACUGCCCUCCACUGCCCGCCCACUGCCCACCCACUGCCCGCCCACUGCCCCCACACAUCCACUGCUUGCUUCUCUGUGUGUGCUGUCCACUUUGUCUGUGCCUCCCCCAGUGUCUGUAUCUCUACACGUCUCACGUCUACAGCAGCUCUCAGCUUCCACUUCUCCUCUCCCCUUCUCCCCUCCCCUCGGUCUCCGUUAUCCUUUCCCUCCCAUGCAACGUGCAUGCAGCAUGGUGGUGGAUCUGGGCAUCCUGGAAAUGAUGCUACAGCAGGUGCCCAUGAUGCCUAUCAGCUUCAAAGUGGGUCCCCCUGGCAUAGGCCCGCGGGCUGAUCUGAUUGAAGAGGAAAUCACCGCCCGUGAGUGCAAGAUGAACGAGUGCGAGAUGAACGAGUGCAAGAUGAACGAGUGCGAGAUGAACGAGUGCAAGAUGAACGAGUGCAAGAUGAACGAGUGCGAGAUGAACGAGUGCGAGAUGACGAACACCAUCGCCAUGUUCCUGGACCAUCCAGACGAGUGGGAGUGGCUCACCCCUCUGCCCAUGGCCAAGUCCAUCAUCCGCGCCCUCGAUGCCACGCAGCUCGCUUCUAUCAUCCGCGCCCUCGAUGCCACCCAGAUCGCUGUCAGGGACCUGCUGCCCCACGUGCCCGUGAGUCGAUGUCUCCACACGUACGUGUGCCAGUACCUGAACCACUACCUCGCAUCUCUCUCACCACCUUGCAUGCUGCAAGUUGCAUCAGUGGGUGUAAGGCCCUCUCACUUCACCCCCCUGCCUGCCCAUGGCCAAGUCCAUCAUCUGUGCCUUCGAUUCGCUGCCGCACGUGCUGGUGAGAUAGUGUGCGCAUCAGGUAAGGAUGGCGUGCUGAGUGCUGCUGCUGCUGCUGCUGCCCAUGUGCUGGUGGAGGGGUUUGUUUCCAUCGGAGUGAGCAAGCGAGCAGGCAUGUCCUACUUCGCCGCAGCUUUAGACAAGCGAGUGGUGGCGUUCAUAACGUACGGCUACGAUGUGCUCAACGUGGUGCCCAAUCUGCAGCACAUGCACGACUCGCUGGGCGGCUGGCCCAUUCUGCUCAAGUUCAACUCCGAGUACAACAUCAGCCAGCGCCUCCACUCCCACCACUACCGCAAGAUGGCGGAAGCCAUCGACCCAUACACGCUCAUCGACCGCAUGGACAUGCCCAAGCUGCUCAUCUCCGCCUCCAACGACGAGUUCUUCCUCAUCGAUGACUCCUACUAUUUCCUGAAGGACAUGCCACAGCCCACGCAGCUCAAGAUAGUGCCCAACCUCUACCACAUGGUCAUCCAAAACUCCUUCUGGGCCUGCAACGCAUGUCUGUCCUUUUUCUCCUCUCUCCUGCGCCUCUUUCACCGCCUUCCUCCUCCCCACCUCCUCUUUCCCUUACUCUCCCUCCUCCCUCCCUCUCACCUUCCCCCAACCAUCAGGCAUACGACGCAAGUAUCUCCUUCUCCUCUAUCCUCGAAGUCGAUUCCUCCUGUGCCUCUCUCCCCGCCUCCUCCCGCCCUUCCCUCACCUGGACUCGACCCAACACCUCCUCCACUUCUUCCUCUUCCUCCUCCUCAUCUUCAUCCUCUUUAA
Messenger RNA from Closterium sp. Naga37s-1, 2043 nucleotides. The record is from the annotation of a GenBank genome assembly. NCBI's taxonomy places the organism in Eukaryota, Viridiplantae, Streptophyta, Zygnematophyceae, Desmidiales, Closteriaceae.